CGCCCACAACACGCACACACUACCGGGCCCCAGAAGUCGACUAUACUUCUCUUUCUUCUUCCUUGAGCUACUUUCUCUUCCUCUGUAUCUUGUCUGACUGAUUCUUUUUGGCGUGUUUGCCGGGUUAAACGCAGGUAUGGCGGAGCUGGAGGGCCUGGAGUUUGGGAAGUCAGACUUUGUGCUCCUGGAUGAGGUGACGAUGGAGCAGUUUAUGGAGAAUCUGAAGUUGAGGUUUGAGAAGGGUCGCAUCUACACCUUCAUCGGAGAAGUGGUCGUCUCUGUCAAUCCUUACAGACAGAUGGACGUUUAUGGCAAAGAAACCAUCGAUGCGUACCGGGGCCGGGAGCUGUAUGAGAACCCUCCUCACCUGUUCGCUGUCUCUGACGCAGCCUACAAGGCCAUGAAGAGAAGAGCCAAAGACACGUGCAUCGUCAUAUCAGGUGAAAGUGGUGCGGGAAAAACAGAAGCAAGUAAAUACAUCAUGCAGUACAUAGCGGCCAUCACCAACCCGAGUCAGAGGGCAGAGGUCGAGAGCGUGAAGAAUGUGCUGCUCAUGUCCAACUGUGUGCUGGAGGCCUUCGGGAACGCCAAGACGAAUCGCAACGACAACUCCAGCCGCUUCGGCAAGUACAUGGACAUCAACUUCAACUUCAACGGCGAACCCACCGGAGGACACAUCAACAACUACCUACUGGAGAAGUCCAGGGUGGUUCAUCAGCAGGGGGGUGAGAGGAACUUCCACUCAUUUUACCAGUUGCUGCGUGGAGGCUCUAAUGAAAUGCUGCAGUCACUUCACCUGCAGAACGACCCUGCUGUUUAUACGUUCACCAGAGAGGGAGCAGCAACAACUACCUCCAACAAUGAUCACACGAGCCACAAAGCAGUCAGGAGUGCACUGGAAGUUAUCGGCUUUACAAAAGACGAGAUUGACUCAAUUUACCAGAUCCUGGCCUCCAUUCUUCUGCUGGGAAAUAUGCAGUUUGAGAGCGACGGUGAGAGUGUUGAGAUUGUGGGCCUGGAGACUGUGAACCACAUCGCUGAGCUGAUGGCCACAGACUCAGAGAGCGUCACAAAGAGCCUGCUGUACCGAACUGUGGCCACCGGGGGCCGCGAGGUCAUCGAGAAAGGUCACACGGAGCAGCAGGCCUGCUUCGGACGGGACGCUUUUGCCAAGGCUCUUUAUGAAAGACUGUUUGGCUGGAUCGUCGCCCGCAUCAACACCGUCAUUGAAGUGAAAAACUACAACCCAGUACUUCAUGGGAAAAACACAGUAAUCGGAGUCCUGGACAUCUACGGCUUUGAGAUCUUUGAGAACAACAGUUUCGAACAGUUCUGCAUCAACUACUGCAACGAGAAGCUGCAGCAGCUUUUCAUCGAGCUCAUCCUCCGACAGGAGCAGGGCGAAUAUCAGAGAGAGGGAAUCACCUGGCAACAUAUCGACUACUUCAACAACCAGAUCAUCGUGGACCUGGUGGAGCAGCCGCACAAAGGCAUCAUCUCCAUCCUGGACGAGGCUUGUCUCACUGUGGGUAACGUCACAGACACUGUCUGCCUGGACAGCAUGGACACCAAACUGGCCCAACACCCCCACUACACGUCCCGCAAGCUGAGCCCCACGGACAAAACCUUGGACUUCCAGAGACACUUUCGUGUUCGCCACUAUGCUGGAGACGUCACAUAUUCUGUUGAGGGCUUUUUGGACAAAAACAAGGACCUGCUUUUCCAAGAUUUCAAGCGUCUUAUGUACAACAGUUCCAACCCAGUGCUGAAGGAGAUGUGGCCAGAUGGUCAGCUGAGCAUCACCGAGGUCACUAAGCGACCUCUGACUGCCGCCACCCUCUUCAAGAACUCCAUUGUGGCCUUGGUGGAUAAACUGGCCUGCAAGGAGCCUUACUAUGUGCGCUGCAUAAAGCCCAACGAGAUGAAGUCACCGGUGUUAUUUGACGAUGCUCGCUGCCAGCACCAGGUGGCGUACCUCGGCCUGCUGGAGAACGUGAGGGUGCGCAGGGCGGGCUUCGCCUACAGGCAGCCUUACGCUCGCUUCCUGCAGCGGUAUAAAAUGACAUGCGAGUACACCUGGCCAAACCACCUGAUGGCCUCCGACAGGGAAGCGGUGGAGGCCAUUGUCACCCAGCAUGGUUUCCAGGACGACGUGGCGUACGGGCACACCAAGCUGUUUGUCCGAACACCACGCUCUCUUUUCACCCUGGAACAGGAGAGAGCUGCACUCAUCCCCAUCCUGGUGCUUUUCCUGCAAAAGGUUUGGCGUGGUGCUUUAGCUCGGAUGAGGUGUCAGAGGAUGAGGGCCAUCUACACCAUCAUGAGCUGCUAUAAACGCUACAAGGUCAAGGCUCACUUCUGGGAGGUGGUGCAGAGGUUCGCUAAUGUGCGAACUAUGGCCGACUACGGAAAGAGUGUCGAGUGGCCGACCCCGCCUGCAGCUCUGUCCCAGUUUCACAACAAUACUGUCAUGCUGCAUCGCAGGUGGUGGGCGAGGCAGAUCGUUAAGAAAAUCCCUCCGUCUGACAUGGCCGAGGUUCGGGCCAAGGUGGCGGCUCUGGCGGCUCUGAGUGGAGAGAGGAAAGACUGGGGGGUCAGUCGAGCCUGGGAGAGGGACUACCUGGCCAAUGUGCGAGACUGCCCUCAGACCAGCUCCAGCUUCAUCCGAGCGUCCAAGGAGCUGAGGAACAGGGACGAGUACGGUCAGGUCCUCUUCUCCAGCUUCUGCAGGAAGGUGAACAGAUUCAACCGGAACACAGAUCGCGGUGUGCUCGUCACUGACAAGUACGUCUACAAAUUAGAGCCGAAGAAACAGUACAAGGUUUUGAAGAAGCUUCCUUUAGACGCAUUCACAGGACUGAGCGUGACCAGUGGGGUCGACCAGAUGGUGGCGCUACACACGUCUACACAGGAUGAUGUCCUUUUUUGUCUGCAGCGAGGGGAGCUGUGCCCCAACCAGGACCGAGUGGGCGAACUGGUGGGAAUGCUGGUCGACUAUUUUACACGUAUAAGAAAAGUCCAGUUUCCUGUGAAGGUGUGUCGUUCAGCCCUGCAGCUACACAUGCGAGGGAAACCCAAGACGGUCACAGUGGAAGCCAAACUGGGUCAGACCAACGCAGACUUCAAGAAGAGCCGAGACGGUUUCAUCCUGCUGGUUCCCGGCAACUAGAAGACGUUGGUCCAACUGAACCACCAGCAGAGUGAGCUCAUGGAGCCUGGAAACAUCUGGAGCUCCGUGUCUCCUGAUCUGAACUGGUCAAAGUACCAGGGAGGAAACAAAGAUCUGAGACCUGAGUCUGCUUCAUUUUGAGCGACAGGGGGACGAAGCUCAAUCAUGCUGAGUAAACAAAUCUGGGAAAAUAAGAUUUUUGAAUUCACAUUUUUGUUGAUACCGUAGUUUUUAAAAGAAAAAUGAUAUAUGAG
This is a messenger RNA of Solea senegalensis (Senegalese sole), 3423 nucleotides long. RefSeq names its product myosin IG (gene myo1g). The record is from RefSeq and is a predicted model, not a curated record. The transcript has 22 exons. Bases 137 to 3169 code for a protein of 1010 amino acids. Lineage: Eukaryota; Metazoa; Chordata; Actinopteri; Pleuronectiformes; Soleidae. Gene Ontology annotation, cellular component: myosin complex; actin cytoskeleton; vesicle. Gene Ontology annotation, biological process: actin filament organization; vesicle transport along actin filament. Gene Ontology annotation, molecular function: actin filament binding; microfilament motor activity; ATP binding.